ACCACUGCUGUCUUCCGGUACCGAUCGAGAAGUGACAAUGGCGUCUGGCGGACAAAACCUCAACGUGUGCAUUACAGUUCCGUAUGUUUAAAUAGUGCGUACAUAUAUACGUCGUCUAGUGGAGUAAACAUCGUCAAUAACUGUUGUUAUCCGGAUACAUCAGUCUUGCGACGUGUCUCGCGCUCGCUAGCUUGUUAGCCAUCUUAGCUAGUUAGCUUAGCGUGUUAGCCGCUAACAAAGACGGGCGGAAGUGAUCAAAACACAUCGCUAAGCAGAGAUCAAGUGUGAGUGUAAAGUGUUGUGAUUGUGUGAAAAAUGUGCGAAAGAACCAUAGCAGAGUACGAGGAGGAACUUUGUCCAACAAAAGAGGAGAAGGAGCGACGACAUCAACUACUGGACGCUGUUUUCAAGAAACAUCAAGUUGUGUUGCACAGAACAGACGUCCAGUGGCGUCCGCACAUUGAAGAGGAUGAUCUGCAUCCCCCUCAUGUCAAAGAGGGAGUGGAGGAGCCACACCCCCCACACAUUAAAGAGGAAGAGGAGGGAGAGUGUCCUGUAGGGCAGGAGGAGGCUGAUCUCAGCAAGUUUCCACUGACUGUUGUCUCUGUGAAGACUGAAGAGCAUGAAGACAAACCACCUGAGUCCUCACAGCUUCAUCACAGUCCAAACGUCCGACAGCUGAUUGGACUUCCUCAUCCGCGGGGGGCCAGCUCUGUUUUGAAGCAGGAGGAGCCACGGUCUUUUCGCAUCAAAGAGGAAGAGGAGGAAGUGUGGAUCACCCAGGUGGGACCAUGUCUUCUAGGGCAGGAGAAGGCUGAUCUCACCAAGUUUCCACUGACUGUUGUCUCUGUGAAGACCGAAGACCAUGGAGACAAACCACCUGAGUCCUCACAGCUUCAUCACAGUCCAAAUGUCCAACAAGAAGGACGUCCCCCUCACUCCCUGGAGGAGACCACCUCUUUAAAGCCACAACCACAACAUAAAGAGGAAGAGGAGGAACUCUGGACCUCUGAGGAGGGAGAGUGUCUUCUAGGGCAGGAGGAGGCUGAUCUCAGCAAGUUUCCACUGACUGUUGUCUCUGUGAAGACUGAAGACCAUGAGGACAAACCACCCGAGUCCUCACAGCUUCAUCACAGUCCAAAUGAGGAGAACAGAGCCGUGGAACCUUCAAGAAGCAACUCACCACAACACAUGACAACAGAAGCUGAUGGAGACCACUGUGGAGGAUCACAAGCAGACAAGAUCUUAGCUCCACUAUCAGAUAGUGAGGACACGUUAAACGUUAAUGUAAAUAUAAAAUCACACAUGAGAACGCACGCAGAAGAAAAACCCUUUGGUUGUACAGUUUGCUCAAAAGGCUUUUUUAAAAACUAUAAUUUGACUCGACACAUGCGGACGCACACGGGAGAAAAACCCUUCAGUUGUUCCGUUUGCGGUAAAACCUUCUCUGUCCAAAGUGCAAUGAAAUCCCACCAGAGCAUACACACAGGUGAAAAAACAUUUGGGUGUUCAAUGUGCGCGAAAGGCUUUUUUGUCAAAUCUAGUUUGACCAAGCACAUGAGGAUACACACCGGAGAAAAUGUGUAUAGUUGUUCAGAUUGUGGCAAAAGAUUCUGUGACAAAAGCACGAUGCAAAUACACAUGAGGAAACACACAGGAGAAAAACCUUUUAGCUGUUCUGAUUGUGGCAAAAGGUUCUCUGUCAAAUCGUCGAUGCAAAAACACAUGAGAACGCACACAGGGGAAAGACCUUUUAGCUGCUCCGUCUGUGCAAAACGCUUUCUUGUAAACUCUCAUUUGACUCUCCACAUGCAGACGCACACAGGAGAAAAACCUUUCAAGUGCUCAAACUGUGGCAAGAAUUUCUAUGGAAGAGCUAGAAUGCUGACACACAUGAGAACGCACACAGGAGAAAAACCUUUCCGUUGUUCAGUGUGCGAUAAAGGAUUCUCAGUCAAAGGUGCGAUGACGUCACAUAUGAGGACGCACACAGGAGAAAAACCUUUCAGCUGUUCAGUGUGCGCCAAAAGAUUCUCUGUCAAAAACAGAGUGCAAAUGCACAUGAGCACGCACACGGGAGAAAAACCAUUCAGUUGUUCAGCGUGUGAGAAAAGGUUCUCCAAAAAAGAGAACAUGCAAAGACACAUGAGAACACACACAGGAGAAAAACCCUUUAUCUGCACAGUGUGCGCUAAAAGAUUCUCCGUCAAAUAUAAAAUGCAAAUACACAUGAACACGCACACGGGGGAAAAACCAUUCAGUUGUUCCGUGUGCGAGAAAAGCUUCUCCAAAAGGGAGAACGUGCAAAGACACAUGAGGACCCACUCAGGAGAAAACCCUUCAGUUGUUCGGUGUGCGAUAAAAGAUUUUCCGCCAAACAUCAAGUGCAAUUUCAUAUGAGGACACACGCAAAGGAGAAACACAUUUCAGUUCAGUGCGAGAUAAGAGACUCUCUGCUCAAAAUAAACGCAGUUCCAGAUGAGAGCGCACACAACAGAAAAACCUAUCAGUUGUUCAGUUUGUGACGAUUUUUUGUUUUGUUUUGGAAAAAGAGGUAUUAAAACAGCCCUGUGAUGAGGUGGCAACUUGUCCAGGUUGUACCCAGACUACCGCCCGAAUGCAGCUGAGAUAGGCUCCAGCGACACCAAAAGGGACAAGCGGUAGGAAAUGGAUGGAUGGAUGGUAUCGGAACACAGGAGAAUAACUUUCUUAUUGGAAGUCUUCUAUUAAUGAUCAACAUUACUAAGAUAGUUUUUGUAACGGCUCAAAUGAAGUGGAACUAUAAAUGACUCGUUGAUACAGAGCAGAUAUAAGUCGUAUUUCUCGCUGCUCCUAUUCGGUUCAUGCUAAAUGCUGUCGUUGCAUUUGUCUCUAAACAAUCGAAGAAAAAACAAAACAAUGGAAUGGAACGGAGAAAAAUGAACUCCAGCAGAGUCGGUAAUGGUCUAAUGCAAUGCGUUUUCUAUAGCCCGGACUCGGACCCAGAUCCUGACCGCCAGGCACGCCGUGUGAUAGAUUACAAAACACUUGAGUUUCUUUGACACAGUUUUUAAACUUAAAAAAAUCGAUAAAUGGGUGGUAUUCACACAUCACUUUUAUUAUUGAAUGUAUCAAAUGUGAUGAAUAUUUUUAAUCGACCACAAUAGAAACAAGCUUUUGGGCUUUUGGCGCCGUCCAUUUGCCUUUUUAAAGCAUUACAUGGAUUAAAUUCUUUAGGACAGGGGUCGGGAACCUUUUUGGCUGAGAGAGCCAAGCAGCCAAAUAUUUUAAAAUGUAUUUCCGUAAGAGCCAUAUAAUAUAUUUUUAACACUGAACACAACUAAAAGUGUGCAUUUUUAAUUAAGACCAACAUUUCUACAGUAUAAUAGGUCUCUUAUUCUUUGUAAUAACGUUGUUAUUCUGAAGCUAAUUUAGGAGGGGGCGUGGCCUGCGGGUCUGCAGCGGAGCGGGGUGUUGCCAGGACCGGCCUGGAAAUCAGCGACAGGUGUGUAAAUGGCCCACCUGGGCCUUGUUGAAGAACCCCCAAGAGGGCUAACCCUACACUAACCAAUAAUAAAUAAAUUAUUUCUUACCCUUAAUGCAACUAAGGAUGGAUGGAUUCAAAUGCAUUAGCAUUUUUAUAUUUUUUAACGUUAUUUUUAACACUGUGAUUACAAGUGGAAUUAUUCAUUACUUAUCGUGUUAAGCAGUGUCAGCUCAGAUUUAUCCGAGAGCCAGAUCUGGCUCUAGAGCCAUAGGUUCCCUACCCCUGCUUUAGGACGUCAAAAAUCAGAAUCAGAAUACCUUUAUUGUCUUUAUAUGGAAACAACGGAAUUGGACAGCAAUCCAACUCAGUGCUUUUAAAACAAACCUACAUAAAAUAGUCUUAAGGUGACAAUUUAAAAUUUAAAAACAAAAUAAAAUGUUAAAAAAAAACUAGGGCUGGGCAACGAUUAAACAUUUUAAUCGAAGUUAAUCCCAGUAUUUCUCCGAUUAAUCGCGAUUAACUGCAUUGUAUACGCAAAGCCCGAUAAUGAAUUCAAAAGUAGUGUGUAGUGCACCUUUAUUGGAAUAUUCUCCCACAUGAACAAAAGCGCCAAAACAUUUGUUGUGCAAACACAAUUUAAAUCAGUCCUUGUUAAACAGUAGCAGUUAAAUAGCAUAUUUUAUGAAAAUCAACUCCAAAAAUGUAAAUACAAACAUUUAAGCUUAUUGCCACUGCCAGGGUAUUUAAGUUAUCCUGUUUGUUAUGGAAAAUAAAUAUAAUCUACAUACAAAUCUCUGAGCCACAAUCAGGCAAUUUCUGAGGUAACAGCAGAAACAUUUUUUUUUAUCAGGGAUCUUAUGUUUAAAAAGCUUAUAUUAUAGGUAGUGGGCUGUUUUAGGGAAUUUUUGAUCAAAUUAUCCGUAGUAGCAAUAUUAAUAAUGUUGUGUUUAUUCUGCGUAGUGCACUUAAAAUAAUUAUGACCAUAUCCAGGAAUUGAUAUGAUGGGAAAUUUCCGAUUGUUUGCUUGGUGCUUUGAUAAACUGAAGGCAUCAUAUACAUGGUACUAUAUUGUGAUGUUAUGAGCCAGGGAAAAAAAAGAACUACCCUACCCAGCAUGCAACAGGAGUGACGCGCAUAUAUAGGUUGUGUCGCCAUGACGGCAUCUUGUAUGUUGUGAUAUGCACGCUCUGAAAGCCAACGUUAAGAACUCCUCGCCUGCAUUAUUCAUAAAUAGACAGACAACACAUAUACUCCGCUGCUUCACAGGCCGCUGGAUGUAGCCGGCAAAGUAUUCCCAUGCUAGCUAGCACGCGUCAUUCAGUCCAAAACGGCCCGAUCUGUCCACAUCCAAAAUUGUCUGGCGGUCGUAAGUGAUCCCGGAGUGACCACGCUGUAAGCCGGCCAUGAAAUUUGCAGAAUUGUCCGGUAUUUUUGCCAAAUGUUCCAUCUUUACCAAGAGCCCCUCCACGCCGGGCGACGCCAUCUGGUUGAGAAAAGGCGUUAACAAAAUAAAAGCAUGUAAACAACAUACGCAAAUGUGCGAUAAAAUAAUUGUCGGCGUUAAUAGAUUGAUGAGUUAACGCGUGAUUAACGCAUUAAUUUGCCCGCCCCUAAAAAAAACAUAUCGCACAGUAGAUCUGUAUCAGAGGUAAGCCAGUAAUAAAGUGGUGAGUGUUCAGGUAAGUGUAGAGUUUAGGGCAAUAACAGCUCUAGGAGAGAAACUGUUUUUCAGUCUAUUUGUCCUAAACUUUUCAAUAAAUCAAUCAAACCUUUAACCUGGUGACCCUUACAUUUGGUAAAAAAUGAAGAGUAAUGAUCAUUAUACUUCUAUUACAAACCCUGUUUCCAUAUGAGUUGGAAAAUUGUGUUUGAUGUAAAUAUAAACAGAAUAAAAUGAGUUGCAAAUCCUUUUCAACCCAUUUUCAGUUGAAUGCACUACAAAGACAACAUAUUUGAUGUUCAAACUCAUUAACUUUUUUUGUUUUUGCAAAUAAUAAUUAACUUCGAAUUUAAUGGCUGUAACAUGUGCUGAAGUAGUUGGGAAAGGGCAUGUUCACCACUGUGUUACAUCACCUUUUCUUUUAACAACACUCAAUAAACGUUUGGGAACUGAGGAAACUAA
Nerophis ophidion (straightnose pipefish) is the source of this 5588-nucleotide messenger RNA. Its product is annotated as gastrula zinc finger protein XlCGF57.1-like. Gene Ontology annotation, cellular component: PcG protein complex; transcription regulator complex; chromosome. The coding region runs from base 316 to 2400 and encodes 694 amino acids. The record is from RefSeq and is a predicted model, not a curated record. The transcript has 4 exons. Gene Ontology annotation, molecular function: DNA-binding transcription factor activity, RNA polymerase II-specific; chromatin insulator sequence binding; RNA polymerase II cis-regulatory region sequence-specific DNA binding. Lineage: Eukaryota; Metazoa; Chordata; Actinopteri; Syngnathiformes; Syngnathidae. Gene Ontology annotation, biological process: regulation of transcription by RNA polymerase II.